GCACGUGUUGUUUUGUUGUCUCCACACCUUUUCUCCUCGUAUCGUGAUGGCUUUCCAGACGCAGGGAACCUCUGGAAGGUGGUCAGAUACGAGCCAGAGACCUAAUCCUAUCAGUGCUGCCGGCGAGGUUCGUUCUAAUAACAUGAGUCACCCUUAUCGACGAGCACUACCGGCGAACGUGGGCGAGAAGCGGGGACGCCACAGACAAGAGAACUCGGCGCUAGGCGGCGGGGAUACGGUGGAAGAGCCUCCGGACAAUGCUGCUGAGUCUCUGAUGCCAGAACAGAAGAAAGCUAGGAUUGAGAAGGCCGGAGAAUCCUCGUCUGGAGAUAAUGAGGGGACAGAAGGGGAAUCACAUGCCGGAGAUGAUGAUGCUGCCAGGACGAAACCUACUGAUAUGGAGCAGAGAAAAACCCUGUUGGAACCAAUCUCAGACAAGGCACUGAAGACCCUGAAUCAGGAGAUGAUAAUGAUGGACAGGUCCGCCCGAUUCUUCUUCUGCCGCCUCUGCUAUUCCAAACUCAAUACAGUCCAGUUUUUUUUGAAGCAUAUCAUGGGUCUGGAGCACGAACGGAAGGCAAAGAUGUUUGUCAACUGGAACGACAACAAGCAGCAAUUCCCCUUUUUCUGCCAGGUCUGUGUUGCACCCUGUACAUGUGAGUCAAUGUUCCAAGACCAUCUGAUUGGAAAGAAACACGCCAAGACACUCACGGUGGUCCAGGAUCUAAAACGUGAACAGUACGGUCCGUUGCCACCUCAACUGUUGACGAAACUGAUGAGUGGACCUCCGGCAAAGAAAGUUGGGAACGGAAUAUCUCUGGGGUUGAGUCCUACAAUGUUGAAAUUCUUCAGUCUUACUGGACCCUUUAUUGGGUUGAACUACGCGGAGGAGAUAGGUGAGGAGGGAGAUCCUACUCCGCGCUACUUCUGCCACAUCUGCCGGACGCACAUGGACUACAGCAACACUGAGCUCCAUUUUACUUCCACCGCUCACCGACACAGUGUGUUGAAUAAAGAUUACCCCGACCUGCUGGCACAGAACCCGAGAACUGCGGCCAAGAAAGACACAGAGAGGUGUGCGCGACUGGCCGCCGAGAUCGAGGUACGAGAGGGAAGAAAAGUCGAACUGAUAUCGAGAAAGAUCCUCCAACAAGGUAGGCGGUCCACCGCUUGUAUAUACUUAAUUUUAUAUCUGUGGUAUAACACUUCCUCCUCCCACCCCUCAGCUGGCUAAAAAAUAUCAUCCUGACCGAAAUGAAGGAGAUCCAAAUGCAGCCAAACAGUUCACCAAGAUCGGAGAGGCCUAUGAGGUCUUGAGUGACGAGGAGAAGAGGAGAAUGUAUGACGUGACGGGACACUCUGAGUACACCCAGAUGGGAGGAGGGGGUGGGGCAGGGGGCGGGGCUCCAUUUACCACAAUGAGAGCUGAGGAGAUAUUCAGACAGUUCUUCGGAGGAGACCUCGGCGGUCUGGGAUCCAUGUUUGGGGGAGAUUUUGGAAUGGGUAACCAGCAGGUAAACCAAAUUACGAUAACUUGUCUGUUGCGUCUGGGUUUUUGAAUUUCGCCUUCCAGCCUCUCAAAACACAAGUUAAGUUAUUGUUUACCUGUAAAGCAGGAAAAUGUCUUAAGCACUCCUGUUUCGUCGGUGGUUCGUUUGUUUAGCUGGUGCUGAACCUGUCGUUCAUGGAGGCAGUUCGAGGCUGCACCAAGCCGGUGGCAGUGAGGAUCCAGGCGACAUGUGAGAGAUGCAGGGGUUCUGGUGGCGAGCCUGGCACCAAGGAACAGACCUGCCCCUACUGCAGGGGGAGGGGAGAGGAGGUGAUCAACACGGGUCUAUUCCACAUGAAGUCGACGUGUCGGCACUGCCACGGACAGGGGAAGGUGAUUGCCACGCCCUGCACUAGGUGUGGUGGGCGUGGCACCACCACGCAGGCCCAGCAGAUCAACGUGCAGGUCCCAGCUGGCGUGUCCGAUAGACAGACGGUCAGAGUUCCAGUCGGACGAUCUGAGACACACGUCCUACUGCAGGUUGAGGAGAGCCCUGUGUUUGAAAGAGAUGGCUUCGACGUCCAUUCUGACGUUCACAUCAGUUUCACGCAGGCCGUCCUUGGAGGGGAAGUGAGGACCAGUGGUCUCAGUGGUCCCAUUUUGGUCAAGAUUCCAGCUGCGAUUGCAUCACAUCACAGAAUACGACUCGCCGACAGGGGAAUCCCCCGACUGAACAGCUAUGGCAACGGGGACCACUACGUUCAUGUCAAGAUAAAGACUCCACGUAAGCUGAGUGAGCGGCAAAGAGAGCUGAUCCUGGAGUUUGCCAAAACAGAGCAGCUGGAUAAUGGCACUGUUAAUGGACUUGAGCAAGGUAGGGAGGAAGAGGAAGAAGAGGGAGGAGGAGGGAGAGAGAAGAGUGUCGUAGUACAAGAGAACAAGGGGUUUCUGCAGAGGCUGAAAGACGUGUUUUGGAAGGAGGAGGGAGAGGGGGAGGGGGAGAGGAGGCGGCAAGAGGGUAGCUGAUCAAAACCAAACUAUAGGGACAACUCCAUUUGCUGUCAGUGCCGUUUCAGUUUCACUGUUUGUUGUUCAUGUUCAUGACAAGGAAAAUGUCACAAUUAAUGAAGAUGGUUGACUUUGACUAAGAUUGAUGGUGAUACGAUGGCAUCUAGUGAGUCCUGAAGCCAACCCGGUCUCUGGGAAUGAGUCUCAGAUCCGAACCAUGCUUCAAGAAUAUGGAGCCUGAAGGAAGGGGGGGGGGGGGACCAAACCAUGCCAAACAAGACCGGCAGCUACCGUUCGCUCACCUGCAGUCUGUGCUGGAUUGAUGCCAAUACCAUCUGCAGUGGGGAACACCUCACUUCACCAGAAUGAGAGCUUUUUUGGCUUACCAUUAGUGAUAAUGGCGCUUGUUGCUGGUGGAACCUUGAACUACACAUUACACAUAUCAAUAGAGUAUUAGCUACGUAUUGACUGCAUAAACGGAGCCUCGGCUAACCUCUUCAGCAGCGAACUUGAGUACGGCUGUGAACGGUGUGUUUUCUGGCACGCUCAGUCUACGUAACGAAAUAGGGUUGAAAACGUGCUUUCUUUUCCGGCUCAUAAUCCCUAUAUAGCAUAGCCUAGCCUGCUCACUCACACUUUGUACGGCAGUUUUGGAUCGGACGUUAGCGUGAUCUUGAACGUCACCUUGGACGCCAUCUCUCUCCGUCUCUCUCACCGUCUCUCUAGUCCUACGAGCUCCGUCUGUACGAUCGACUGACCGUGCCACGAAUGCGCUCUAUUUGGGGAUAAUUUCCGGGUCCGCUUAUAAAAUCGAAAGUUCACAGACAAAACAAACGCUGGGGAUGGCAGGAAGCUACCGUGCAGCAGCUUGUCUGGCUAUCCUAGCCCUUCUUUCGUCGCUAGCUGGAACUGUGCUAGCCGAGAGUGUGGUGGAUGACAGCAAGUGUGAAGAUAACGGCUUCCAGUGUCCCAAGGACGGAGAGCCGUCCUACAAGAAGUACUGCUGUGUGGAGACCAAUGGCGGUCUCACUCUCUACUCCUGCUGCAACCCUUACUUUGGAUUGAUAAUUGGCAUCAGUGUCGGCGUGCCGAUUGUUAUUCUCAUCAUAGUUGCCGUGGUAGUGGCGUACUGUGUGUGUCACUACUACCACAGUAGGAAGAUAAGGAGCCUCAUGGCCACCUACCACCGGAGGAGACAAGAAGAGAACCGACGAAGAGAAGUCCAACUCCUCGCGCCCCCUCCGUACUCUGUCCUCGGGGAAGACGGCGAGGGAGGGGAGAACGAACUCCCGACAUACUCCGAGAACGAUCCCUUCAAGAUACAGACGCAGUCUGAGGCUGGGGUGACUGAGGUUAACGAGGAGGGACCUACCCUUCAUUUGGAGACUGUUUCGGCGAGUGUUGAGGUGGAGGAGAGAGAGAGGGAAUCCGUGAGUACCGACCACUCCAACUCCGACCAAGCUCCUCUCCUUGACAACGGGGGGCAACCCCAGUAAAUGACUUCUAAUGUGUAUGUAUAUCUGUAUAUAUGUGUUUGUCCCUAUAGUUUGGUGUAUAUACCACAUCACAAUUCUGUCGUCAUUGUUAUUUUAA
Geodia barretti is the source of this 4090-nucleotide messenger RNA. Lineage: Eukaryota; Metazoa; Porifera; Demospongiae; Tetractinellida; Geodiidae. The record is from the annotation of a GenBank genome assembly.